Molecule: messenger RNA, 3144 nt
Organism: Gopherus evgoodei (Goodes thornscrub tortoise)
Lineage: Eukaryota; Metazoa; Chordata; Testudines; Testudinidae
Exons: 2
Coding region: 616-2148 (510 amino acids)
Source: RefSeq, a predicted model, not a curated record
UUCUCUUGUGCCAUUGCUUGGAACAGUUGUAGGAAAUUCUCCUAAGACCUGCGAACGGAGAUCUUGCCAUUCUGAGUGCAGACAGGCAGCGUCUGAGAGAGAUGAAAAGAGAGUAAACUUGCUUUGUUUUUUAACAGAAGCAGAGCUGUAUAUGCUCUGCUCUCUCCCAACCAUUUCAAGGCAACAGAUGCGUUGCUUAGGUUAGCUGCUUUGGGUUUUUUCACAGAAGACAUAACAGCAAAUUCACGGUCUGUCUCUGGCGAGCAUUCUUGGCUCACUCCUCCUCUGUCUGCCGUCUCACUGUCAGAGAGCAGAGACUCAUGCUUGAUAAUUUAUCUUUCAGAUCAUCACAUGCUCAUAUCAUUUUGCAGACGGGAUAGGUGGUGAUGGUGGUAGCGUUGGAGGAAUAGAGCUUUUUAUUUUGAAUGUGGAUACUUUAGUUUAUCCUUUUUUUUUUCACGAGGAAUGUUUAUUAACCUCUCACUCCUUCACAGCAGAGGAAGAAUGGAAAUUUCCAGUGCCAAAGGAACAAGGAUUAGGAGUUUAUUGUAAAAAUAGGGGAAAAGGCAAGUUUCUAUUGCUUUGGUUUUGCACAGUUUAGGACUGAGCUGCAGGAUGUCAUGCAGAGACCAUCACUGCAAGACCUCAUCUGCACCAAUCUAUGUUUCCACUGUGGAAGUGAUGUUGUCUUCCAGUAGAGUGACCCCACCGCCAACCUUUGAAUCAGCUGUGCAGGGGCGGCCUUUCCAGAAGAUGCCAUCUUCAGCAUGGUAUCUUCCAGCUGGUCAAUCAGCAACAGAGAGUACUCGAAGAAAUGUCACCUUACCACCAAGCAACAUAUCUUCUGGGGUUUACUGUUCAAGGUUAGAUGUCAUCCUGGCUCAAACAAAUAGGAGGAAAGUUUUCAGGAAAGAUAACCCAUGCAUGAAUCUUUCUGACAUGGCAUCUGCUUGUUCCAAUCUUCACAGAGACUCUUGGGGCAGCGGAUGUGGGAGUUUUGGCAUUCGGUCUACGCCCACAUCUUGUAAGCAAUGCUCAGUAGGAGAUCAAAGUGCCUGUCACUCUUCCACUGAUAAAAAUGGUCCCAUGAAGCUUUCAGUGUCUUUGCCUUCUGCUGCUUCUUCCUCAAAAGCCCCACCAAGCUGGACAUCACGUCUAGAUGUUGCUCUCUCUGCCAUUCCAGCUGUUUCACCACUCCAUAGCAAAAGGAUGCAUGCAACACUGGCAUCUCGUAGCUCAGCCCCACCCCAACGUGGCUACAGUCAAUGCAGUGUUCCAAUUCCAGACCUCCAUGCUUCAGUGAAGCUCUACAUUUCAACCUGCAGCUUGGCAAUAAAGCCUUUUAGAACUGAUACUCAAGUGAGCAACCAUGCUCAUUCCAGUCUUCUAGUGCCACAACUAGAGAAGAUGCCUGGUACAUCUGCUGGUCUCCCAACAGGAUCCCAGGUGUCUAAACAAGAUUUCUCCUCACCUGGGUCUCCAGCUCUUCAGAUUACAAGAUUUCAUGUGACUUCCUCUGCUGAGUGCCCUGGCCUUCCCCAGCAAACAGUCUCCAGAGAAAUAUGGCUGACACCAGCUGCGCUGACUAGAAGAGAAAGUUCUGUUGGUGGAAGGGAGGUCCCCAACACUGAUUUAAAUCCUGAUCUGAUCAUCUUUCAAAACAACCCUUCAUCUGAGACAGCAUUUGGGAAUACUCCAUGUGAAAGGCUAACGCCAGCUCACCACAAGAUUUCCAAAAUAACCCUGAUACUUGCCACCCCUUGGACUACUGUGCCUAUCCACGUGGUAAGAGAAUUCAGAAAAAGUCCAGCACCCACCAUCUUUAUCAAAUCACGUGAUCUGGACGCACCUGGCCCACCCCUUCACCCCAUUGGGAUUGGGGCUGGCCUCUCCCUAUCAGUGAAUCCAGUUUGCUGUCCAGAAUUGCUCUCUUCACAACAACGUUGGGCAACAUCUGGUUCAAGGCCUUCCCAGGAUGCAUGCACUGUAGGAACCAUAGCUCCUGAGAACCUCUUAACAAACAUACCAGCCUGCACUGCAAAUGUGCCACACAGAGCCGGCAGGGGUGCAUGGUGUCCAUCUUUUGCUGUGAACAUUGCCUCUUUUGGAGCUGGGAGGAGAGUGGUAAAGAUAUCCAUUCCAUUCUAGGAACAUUUGCAAACAGACCUUGGUUAGUCAAGCCAUGUGGAUUCCUCCUUGUUUUCCUCCUGGUAUGCUCCUACUACCUAGAGAUGACUUAUCUAGUGGAGUAGACUUGUUUGUGCCAUUUUUGUUUUGUUGUCAUUAUGGUCACAAUUGAGCUCGAUCCUGCAAGAUGCUGAGCAUUGUGAUGUGAUCCAGCAAAGCACAUGCUUAACUUUAAAUAUGUGAAUAGUCCCACCAAUGUCAAUGGAGUUACUUGUGUGCUUAAAUGUAUGCAUGUAUUUAAGUGCUCAGCCCUUUUCAGGAUCAAAUCCUUUGAGACAAGCAUUGUUUUUUCUCUUUGCCAGUCACUGUGGGAACCUGUAGAUACUGUCAGUCUAUUCUCUUAGAUUUUCCUGUAUCACACUUUUUAUUUGCUAAGUUGUCAAGUUGUGUUUAUUUCUAAAUGGAUAAUUCCUUUCGCUUUAACUUUUAAGAAGUACCCCUUGGUUUGCAAAAUUAAUAUGUUUAAGUGCAUAGAAAGAAACUACUUUUUUUGACCUAGAGAGAGAGAAGGGAAUUUUGUCUCUCUAAAAUCUGGACAUCUUCACAGUGUCUCUACUAAUGAAGGCCUAGGGGAGUUGAAGGGGAAUUCAAUACAAGUUUUCAAGCAGAAGGUAUCAUAAGUGAACAUUUUAAUGUUGAUAUUGUAAAAAUGUUAGGAUUCUGCUUUUAAACUUAUCACUUAUGGGAUAAGUUUUUUGCAUUAUAGCAAUACUAGAAACUGAAUAUUGACUGAGUUCUGUGUGCUUCCCAUGUGUAUUUCAGUCAAGGGCCAUGUCAUGUAUUUAUAUUCAUAUAUGUGAGAAAUAACAUACAGAUGGAAGGAUGGGGAAGAGCACCCAUAAAUGUAUGUAAUAUAAACACACCUCAAAUGCAUUGUGAGGCAUGAGGCCAAAAGCAGAGUGACUUUAGUAUGUGAGACAAUGUAUAUAUUUUUACAAACAUGGUGUGUCUUAUUCA